UCUCCUUCCUCAAUGUGCCAACCCCCCCUCCCUCUCACCAUUGUGUGUCUCAGCAACAGAGGAGGCAAACAAAACUCAGGCCAUAGGAAGAAGAGAACAAGAAGAAGAAGAAGAAGAAGAAGAUGAUGAUGAUGAUGAUGAGAAAACCAGUUUUUAGCCUCUUACUCCCUCUCCUCUUCCUAACACUGAGCCUGAGGAACCAUGAUGCAGCAGAGGCUGCAGGGAAUGGGUUCAUCAGGACCAAUGGGGUGCAGUUUGUGGUCAAUGGGGACCCAUUCUAUGCAAAUGGGUUCAAUGCAUACUGGCUCAUGACUGUGGCCUCAGACCCCUCCCAGAGGGGGAAGGUCUCAUCUGCUUUCCAGCAAGCCUCAGCCCAUGGGCUGUCUGUGGGCAGGACCUGGGCUUUCAGUGAUGGGGGCAGCAGCAGCAGCUCAGCACUGCAGUACUCCCCUGGGUCUUACAAUGAGCAGACAUUCCAGGGGUUGGAUUUUGUGGUGUCUGAAGCAAGGAGAUAUGGGAUCAGGCUCAUUCUGAGCUUGGUGAACAACUAUGAUAACUUUGGUGGGAAGAAGCAGUAUGUGCAGUGGGGGAGGGAGCAGGGGCAGUCCAUUGGAUCUGAUGAUGAGUUCUUCACAAACCCUGUUGUUAAGGGCUUCUACAAGAACCAUGUCAGGACUGUGCUCACAAGAGUUAACACCAUUACUGGAGUUGCCUACAAGGAUGACCCAACAAUUUUUGCCUGGGAGCUCAUGAAUGAGCCCAGAUGCCAAUCAGAUCUGUCAGGAAAGUGCAUACAGUCAUGGAUCUCAGAAAUGGCGCCGUAUGUGAAGUCCAUCGACAACAAGCACUUGCUUGAAGCAGGCUUAGAGGGAUUCUAUGGCCCGUCAUCAUCGUCUGAGAACCAAAUCAAUCCAGGCUUCCAAGUAGGAACCGAUUUCAUCGCCAACAACCAAAUUUCUGGAAUCGAUUUCGCCACCGUUCACUCUUAUCCCGACCAAUGGUUAUCCAACACAAAUGAUCAAACUCAGCUCUCUUUCCUGGACAACUGGCUCAACACUCACAUCCAAGACGCGCAAAACAUCCUCAAAAAGCCUCUCCUCGUAACCGAGUUCGGGAAAUCGUGGAAAGACCCCGGAUAUAGCAACAACGAAAGGGACUCAUUGUUCAGUACAGUGUACUCUAAAAUCUAUCAAUCGGCUCGAACCGGUGGGGCGACCGGAGGGGGGCUUUUCUGGCAACUUCUGGCAGCAGGAAUGGACUCGUAUCGCGACGGUUAUGAGGUUAUCUUGGGAGAAAACCCGUCGACGACUAACGUGAUCACCGUGCAGUGUAGGAGGCUGCAUUACCUCGGAAAGUUGUUCGCCAGGGCGAGGAACAUUCGCAAGAUCAAGAAGGCUAAAGCCAUGAGAAUGAAGCAAGAGAAGAGCCUAAACAAAGGGAAUGAUACAAGGAACUAAAAAGUUUUUUUUUUAAAAAAAAAAAAAAAUCUUUCUCAUGGUAUGAGGAGGGUAUAAAAGGUGAAACUUAGUUUUAGUAGUUUGGUGUUUAGUGUGGCUCCUUGAGAUGAUUUUCCUUCAUCCAGGAGAGAGAGAGAGAGAGGGUGAUUAUAUGCUGAGUUUUUAGUAUUGAAGGGUGUUUGUGGUUGUUCUUGUCACAAGAAAGCAAGUAGAUGCUUUUGCUAGGAGCUACAAGCAUCUGCAGUGACUUUUAACUUUUACAAAGAUGUCAGUUCAGUAUCUUAAGAAGAUACAGAUGAUUUUGACAUUAGUUUGGAUUGAGUUCUUGUGAUGGAUGAAUUGCUUGUAACUGAACAGGUGUGAUCAGGAAUGAAAAGUUUGAGAAGUUCUCUUAA
This is a messenger RNA of Ananas comosus (pineapple), 1852 nucleotides long. RefSeq names its product mannan endo-1,4-beta-mannosidase 1. The record is from RefSeq and is a predicted model, not a curated record. NCBI's taxonomy places the organism in Eukaryota, Viridiplantae, Streptophyta, Magnoliopsida, Poales, Bromeliaceae. The coding region runs from base 123 to 1457 and encodes 444 amino acids. Gene Ontology annotation, molecular function: hydrolase activity, hydrolyzing O-glycosyl compounds. The transcript is spliced from 5 exons.